AUGGAUGCUUUAACUGUAACACCAUCUUUUGCAACAGAAUUAGCAUCAUCCCCUGAAGCUAAAAUUACUGGCAUUUUCACCUAUCCAAUUAAAUCAUGCCGUGGAAUUUCUCUUCCUCAUGCUCCUCUCACUCCUUUUGGAAUUCGAUGGGAUCGACAGUGGGUGGUUGUGAAUUCAAAAGGGAGAGCAUGCACGCAAAGAGUUGAACCAAAGCUUGCUUUGGUUGAAGUUGAACUUCCACAUGAGGCUUUUCUUCAACACUGGGAACCUACUACUGAUUCAUUCAUGGUGUUGAAAGCACCUGGAAUGGAACCUCUCAAAGUUUGUUUGAACAAACAGUAUGAAGUAGUAGAUGAUAUUACAGUCUGGGAAUGGAACGGUCCUGCCUGGGAUGAGGGAGCCGAAGCAUCGCAGUGGUUCUCAGAUUAUUUAGAAAAACCUAGUAAACUGGUUCGCUUCAAUACUGUUUCAGGAGUUAGAAAUGUAGACCCUGAUUAUGUUGAGGGACAGCAGCGGACCUUCUUCAGUGAUGGUUAUCCAUUCUUGCUCUUAUCUCAGGAAUCCUUGGAUGCGCUAAACAAGCUUCUAGAGGAACCGAUACCUAUGAAUCGUUUCAGACCCAAUAUCCUUGUUGAAGGUUGUGAACCAAAUGCUGAAGACCUGUGGAGAGAUAUCAAGAUAAGCAGGUUUUCAUUUCAAGGCGUCAAGCUGUGUGCCCGUUGUAAGGUACCAACGGUCAAUCAAGAGACAGCAAUAUUUGGCACUGAACCAACAGAAACUCUUAUGAAAGUUAGGUCUGGACAUGUCUUGAGACCAAAUGAAAAUAACAAAAACAAGGUCUACUUUGGUCAACUUAUAGUGUGGAACUGGAAGAAUCCUUCUGCUAAAGGAGAUGGAAACAUGCUUAAAUUGGGGGAUUCUGUUUACAUCAAUAAAAAAUUCUCUUCUCCAUCACAAGCAGCUGCUUAA
Lathyrus sativus (Indian pea) is the source of this 969-nucleotide messenger RNA. Lineage: Eukaryota; Viridiplantae; Streptophyta; Magnoliopsida; Fabales; Fabaceae. The record is from the annotation of a GenBank genome assembly.